ACCACGUUAAGUGCGAAACGCAAGCAAAAGUGUCCUGUCAAAUAAUUAAAAAAUAUGAGAGAAAAGCUGUUGUAUUUUGUUUGAGAUACAUUUCAAAUAUUUUCCUUUUAAUUAGAAGAUUAGAUGUGAAGUUGCAGUACCUACGAAAAUGGAAGAUUUUAUAGAAACCCGAGGUGCAAGUGUAAAGAAGGCAGCAUCUUCAGAUUUUAUGAGAAUAACUUUUGAAAGUCGACCAACAAAAUCUCAGAAUUGUUCAAUUAAUGAGAAUUCAAAGACAAAAGAAUGUGAUCGUUAUUUAAAAGUCGACAAAGAGUCUAGUAUCGAUCUUAAGAAAAAGCAAGAUUUGGAAAUGAAAAGAGCCAGAUAUGAUGUUAUUAAGUUUGGCAUGUCUGGUUUUGCGAAGGCAAAGGCACAGGAGGCAAAGAUCGCUCUUGCAGUAAGUUUAGGGGCCAAACCACCUAAAAAUAGGCAAACAAAUUAUAAAAUUUUAAAGGCUGAAAGAUAUAAAGCAAAAUUGAAAGCACAAAAGGCGCAAGCAGUUUCUGGUUUAAAAAAUAGCUUAGUCAAACCAAAAUCUAGGCAAAGAAGUAGGAAAGAAGGUGGUAUUUUAGGACUUUAUGGAAAAGUGCAAAAAAACAGUGCAACUCCAAGUAAAAGAAACAACACUAAUAAAAAAGGGAAAGCAAAUAACAGUAAAAAUUAAGAAUCGAUAUACUCAUUAAUGACUUUUAUUAUUUUACUCGUUACAAUGUCAAUCUAUUGCUAACGGUAACAUUCUAUGUACUCCAUGUUAUAUACUGUACAAAGAAUAACAAGUAAUAAAAUAAUAUUUUUAUUUA
Molecule: messenger RNA, 839 nt
Organism: Orussus abietinus
Lineage: Eukaryota; Metazoa; Arthropoda; Insecta; Hymenoptera; Orussidae
Exons: 2
Coding region: 149-703 (184 amino acids)
Source: RefSeq, a predicted model, not a curated record